Messenger RNA from Vitrella brassicaformis, 5791 nucleotides. The record is from the annotation of a GenBank genome assembly. Lineage: Eukaryota; Vitrellaceae.
GUGUCAAUGGGGACGCUAGUCAUGGGGUUAGGGCGUAACUGUCAUCUACGUCUGGUGUUUGUCCCUUGGUGGUGUGAUCGAUGUGAGCGAGUGUGGUGCGGCGUGGUGUGGGUGUCAUCCGUGCAUCGGGUUUUUGGUGUGUUUUUUCCCGCCAGUGUUCGGUUUAUUUGUGUGGCUGUUUGUCGUAAGAGCUGGGAAUGACACUGCAGUGACUGAACGCAGAAAUGCGAACAUGAACAGAAACACACAGAUCUUUCAUCAACGGUCAACAACGGUCGGAUCGAUAUCGGCGAUGUCCCCGAAGACAGAAAGCAUGAAGGGCGGCGAAUGGCUGGCACACCUGACGCCGCAAACAAAGGCCCUGUUCUUGCCCCGCAAGGUCCAGAAGUAAGCGGCAGAGAACCGAGCAGAAUCACAAUUUGAUGCUUCACAUUCCCGUGCGUGUCUUGGUCAGGUUUAAGGAGCUCCGCCUUCACUUCGACGAGGACCACCUGAGUGUGGAGGUGGACACAGUGUUCCGCGACACAUAUGAUUUGUUUGUCAACUACCUGGCGAAGGCUGAUAUUGACACCUUCACGUGAGCCCCCCCUGCCACCCCUCUGCGGGCGCCGUGAAUGCCCUCUCUCUGCUGUGCACACAGGUCCCCGCGGUGGCGGAUGGUGGCUCAGUACCUGUUGUCUCUCCAACACCUGGCUGCGACACUCAACAUCCAACUCUCUGACCGGUCAGUGACUCACUGACAGUCGGUGUUGGUCGGCUGACCGUUGGUGUAUGCUCUCUUGUGUCUGUAUUCUCGUUGUGUGCAGUCGGUAUAGGGAGUACUACAACAUCGGUCAUCUGGACGCCUUCGCGUGGCUCACUCUGCGACACGCAUGCAAAGUACGAAUGGAAAAACCACCACAUGAUGCUCCAAAAUGGGGGAACAAGAGACGCACGUUGGUGGGAUGAAGGCAUGGCUCUGUGUGUGUGUGUGUGUGUCAUCUCAUGCAGAUUGUGUUGCUGCGGCACUCGUUGGGAGACCGGGUCACACAGACAGCCCGACUGAUGACACUUCAGUACACACACACACACACACAUGCAACAGGUCUCCAUUUCUGUCUGCAUGCCUGGAGGUGAGUCUGUGUUGUCUUGAUGAUUCACGUGCAGGCAUCGUCUACUGACCAAGGCCCUGCAGCUGUACUAUGAGCGGCAUGACCUAAAGACCGCCCACCAGCUGCUCGCUGCACUCAAGUACUUCGACGACGCAUACAGGUGCCGUUCCGCAGUAUUCAGGGCUUCUCUGGAUGCGCAUGAGUAUCGGUGUGGGCGUGCAGCACUUUUGAGAGUGCCAUCCUGGAUGCCACGGACAAGAUGUGCCAGGGCAUGUCUCACCGGCUCAUCGAGCUCAUCGACGCGGCCAGGGCCAUCGAGGAGGCCGCCAAGUGCCCCACAGGAGACACCUUCAUUGCGCUACACGAGGCCAGGUACCUCGCUGCGCUCUCGCAGGUAGGCGGGUGAAUGAGUGAGUAGAUGACACUGGCACGAACACAGAACGAAGGAGGCCGACAACGGUCUGUGUGCGUGGUGCAUGAAUCAUGCGUGUAGGUUGCUUCAUUGACGACACUCUAUCUAGUCGACGAGUGGGGCACAGACGACGGUGUCGUCCGGCCUUCCAACCCGCCGUCGACGGAGUUUUCCCAGAGGGACCUGAUGCUUUUCCGAAAGAACCUCACACACCCGUGCGUUAUUGUGCCCACCCCCCCACCGACAACGUGUGUGUCCCUCGAUCGCGAGUCUUUUGUUCUUUCUCGCAGGUUGCCCGGUAUUCGGUACCUGAUGAAAAAGGCGCUGAGGUAUUACGACGGUCUGCGUCGUCUGCUGCUGAAACUUAUGGAGCCACACGAGAAGGACCAGUCGCACCUACUCUACUUACAAGUACGCGCCUACACAGACAUUCUAUCUUUCAUCCAGACGUUUUUGUUUCAAUGCUCACUCGUGUAGAUAAGCCGCAAUGGGCUGCUAGUAGCCACCAUAUCCAAGCUUAGUUGGGCUUGGUGAGGAAGGCACACACUCGUGGGGCCCUCGCGCCAUUAUCGCCAGACUGUCUCAUGUGUGUGUAUUACCCACCCAUAAAAUGCAGGUUUCACGCUCGCAAUUGGCUUCAGUCCGAUCGCAUGGAAGACAUCGCCAAACUGCAGGCAGGCAAGAGAGGAAGGGCUUGCUUGUGAAAGCCUCUUAUAGAUCCCCAGAGGGAUGACGUGUGAGGCUUGUCUUCCCGGCAGGAGCUGGUUGCAUAUGACACCGCGGCGCUGCGGACCACAAUCAAAGAGGAGGGCGAGCGCGCCGCGCAGAUCUAUCUGGCGCGUCUAGUUGUGUUUGACGAGUUGAUGAGUCACGACAGCAGCCGAGACAACGAGGGAGGGACAACAGCCCUCCCUCAGUUGUGUGGGCCGGCUCUGUCGUCGAAGGAAGACGGAGACAUGCCAUCGUUCCGCAUCACGUGGAGCCAGACAAGCGAUUGCCUGCGGUGGAUGUCCCGCAUCCCGGACCUGCUACGCUCGUGUGCUGGCCGGCUGCACUGUCCGCAUUGGGGGCAGCGGUUCUGCCUCAUGACCAGACUCAGGAGCCAGCUGAGAGAAAGGUGGUUUCUCACAAAGUCGAAACUGUAGCGGCCAUUGCGCUUUGGUCGUGGUCUUUGUUCGCAGGUAUGGCCACCACAUUCGGCGAGCGUUUGCCCGCAUAGACAUCAACCGGGAUAGGGACCUAACGGAAGAGGAGAUCAGGGACGCGUUCUCGCUAUGGAAUCUGUCUUUUGACCGACGCGAGAUUCACAUCAUCUUUGGUAGGCUCUCAGUGCUCGCAGCACUAGCUGUCUCUGUCUGCGUGUGUAUGUCCGUAUGUCAGAGAUCAUCGAUGUGGACAAGAGUGGCACCAUCAACCCAGACGAGCUCCUCGAAAUGUUUCUAAAUGAUGAGGAAAUGACGAGUCGCAUCAACCGCAUGUGUGAGAGCUGCCUCAAUCUCGACUUGGGUCCCCCCAGACAUCCAGAAGAGAGCUUUCUGCUAUCAUGCAGAAGAGCGCUGCAUCUCGCAGACGCCAAGAUGCCCUCACUGGUAUCCUCGACCUCGUUCGGCUUCGAUGAAAGCACUGACGCCAUUGGAGACGUGGCUCCGACGCAAGACAAUGAAGACGAGGCCAGCCCAACACAUGAACGGUUGGAACAGACAGAGACACGCAAGAAGGAAGGCAUAGAGAGCGGUGGAUGUGACUGCGCUCCUAACUCUGUAGGUGGUCUAAGCAAGCGAGAUGGAGGAUGCGCAAGCAGGCCCUUAAGGGUCAGACGGUGCUAGAAUCGACCGCGAUGGUCAAUGAGAACCAGACCUACCCCCUGGUUGCCGACUUCAUACCUUUCAACAUCUGCGCAUUCGCCAACCACGUAAUGUACUUUCCGUCUUUGUACUGACAUGCGCUGGCACACCCUGUCAUACCUGCAGUUGUUGCUGAGUUUGGAUUACUGGUGGGGUCUGAGCAGGUAAUGUGUCCAAACUGUCCGCAGAAUCCAAACUGUUCGCAGGAUUGCUGGUGCAUUACUGCAGAAUCGCCCUGUCCGCAUUGGUCGAGGAGGUGGAGCGCAGCAGCCGGAACACGUCCCAACAGACGGCAUUCAAAGACAUCGAUAGCGACACACACCUCCUGGAGCCACCCAACAUCCAGCAGCUCACCAAGACCAAAUCGCAGAAGAGCCUCCACUCACCGCCUCCGUCGCCCCAAGGCAAGCACCUGCUGCCCGAUCAUUCGCCGGGAUCGUUAAAGCGGGGCGCCACCAAAGGCCUCCUCGUGCGGCAGGGGACUCGUACGAUCAAGAAGGGAGGCAUGAAGAAAGGCUUGGCAGCUGGAGCGGCUACCAAGAGCUCGCGCGGGAGCGAGAGGGAGAGAGACGGUGGCGAGGAGGGACUGGCGUCGGAGAGGACUGUGGGCUCUGACGAAAUGGACGGCAUGGUCGGUUUGGAGGUGUCGAGGACGGAGCAGAGGAUGUUCGAAGGAGGAGGGUGGCAGAAGGGAGAUCGGAAUAUGCUCAGCCUGCUGGUGAAUGAGCAAGUGCAUCAAUGAGUGAGGAGACAGCACACCUGCCCCCAUUUGUGUGUGGUGUCUCCUUCGAUCAGGAUGUCCUCUUCCCUGCUGACAUCCCGUGCUCUUCAUCCCAUUCCAGUUUUGAGCCUACAGAUCCGCUGCUCUACGACCCCAAAUCAAGGUGUCACUUGCGAACCCAGCUGACAUGUCAGAGCACCGCCAAGUCACCCCAGGCAGCCGCCCUGGGGGCUGCCGAUUUGACUCUUCAGUCACCCUCAAGAUUCCUGUCGAGAAGAUCAUGUGAGAAGAUCAUGGCGAGACGCAGACCCCAUUUCAUCUGUGUCUUUGUGUGUCCGUGACUUCAGCCCUGGCUCGGUCCAGCGGGCGGCACUCACGUGCGACAUCCAUAUCGAUCGCAGACGAAGCGUCCAGAGAACAAGUGAGUGAGUCAGUGCGACGCAAGUACAUGUGGAUACGUCUGUCGGCUGGGCCCUUCACUUUUGGGCACGUUCUCGCAUCUCAGCUACCGUCGAUCGGUUUGGGCUCCCGUCGAUCUUCAGCUCCGAUUUCCCUGACGCCCUCGUCCUUCCUUCGCCGGCGGCUGUCCACGCCGCAGCACGACGCACUCCGGCCUGCCACAUCGCCUGCCCGCCGAAUCCUCCGCGCUGUGAGCUUCUCGCAUCGGCUCUACGAGGGAUCAGCCUCUUCAUCCAGCCUGUCGGAUGCAGAUUACGGUCUCCCGCGCCAUGUGAGUGCGCGAGAGCUCACUCGUCUCGAAGUGCCCAAGCCAGAGCUGUCAUUUCCCUCGCCCCUUUCCUCCUCUGUACCGUCGCUUCCUUCGUCCCAACGGCCGGUGUCAGGACAACGUGUCGAUGUUUGUGAAGGUGGUCUGGAGCCGCCAAAGCUGACGAUGGAGAGACACGUGUCGACCGCACCAAGCAAGUCGCCUCAAAGUGGCGAGACAGAGCUGCUACUGCCAAUUGUCCGGCGAGAAAGGCCGCAGACGGCCGAUGUCUUGCCGUCGUUUCACAUGAAAGCCGAUCUGCCCUCGCCGUCCGCCCAUGCAAGUCCUCUACGCCGAGUACCGUCCCUCGCGCCGACACAGCCUUCCAAUCCAUAUGCAACGCCACCAAUGCCAUCGCCGACGCAACAGCAACCAGAGGGGAUGAUUGAUCCACAGACACGGCGCAUGUCUCAACUUUUGAGUGACGGGGCAACGAGGAGAGAAGAAGUUGCGCCCGUGCGUCAUGCGACUGUCGGGAGGCUGAUGAGGAUGUCUCGGACACGAAGCGGCAUGCCGACUAAGGUGCCGGCAGCUGAUAAGAAGGCCGUUGUGUCAGCAGGCCCUGCGAGCCCACCUGCUUUAUAUGCGCCCCUUCCCAUCCACCAAGCCGCCCACAUGUCUUCCUUGCCCAGUGCAGACGUCUCUCAGAUGACCACCUCUGUCGACCUAAGGCAGUCCGUCCGGCACUUGCCCUUUCUCAACACGACCGCCUCCCUUCCAUCAUCGCUUGGAAAUGAUCGAGGGAGCAACGUCUGUGUGGCGUCGGUUGUGACUCCCGCCAAGCUGUGGGCUGGGGUGCAAGGACGGCAAAGGAAGGGGCUUGUGCACUGAUUGGGGGAUAGGUCAUAGAUGAUGUAUCUUGGCCAUGUAUGUGUGCGAGACAAGUAUGCGACGUUGAGACUACUUAUCAUGUCGAGGAAUGGCCCUUUGGAGCAAGAAUGAAUCGCAUGAAUGAAC